Molecule: messenger RNA, 6552 nt
Organism: Somion occarium
Lineage: Eukaryota; Fungi; Basidiomycota; Agaricomycetes; Polyporales; Cerrenaceae
Source: the annotation of a GenBank genome assembly
GACGAGGUCAUCGCAAGCGUCCGUGUUUUCGUCACCGACACUGACAACGAACAGUUGUUGUACACUGUGGGCGCUGACUUUGCUGUCAGCCUACUAGCACCAUGCUACGGUCAUUACUCUCACCGCUAAUUGGACCUUCCCCCAGUCAGCAAAGCUUCGUUAUCGAGGAGCAGGUGGAAGCUACUCCCGAGGAUUUCGCUAGGGAUGUUCUGGUGGAGGUCAUGCGGAACAGCGUCGAGAGGUUGAAGGUUGCGGAGGGGUUGAGCUCUCGAACGGAGGAGUUAACGGAGAUUCACAAAAUCAUGCUGGAGGAUGCUUGCACCAAGGAUGUGUUUCGCGAAAUGGACGGAUUCCUAGUACUCAUGAACAUCCUCUCGACUAUUCAACCCUCGCAUUCUUGGCCUAUUGCGGAGCCGGGGGACCAGAUUGUGACAGACGUCUUGGAAGCGACUAGACUCAUAUUCGCUAUUCUGGACGAAAGUCUUUACCAGCAUGAGCUCAAUACUACUUUCUUUGAGCGUUCUGUUGGUUACGAAUCUUUAUGUCAAGCCAUCCGUCCGCUUCUCUCAGACUUGAAGACCACAGAUCAAACACUAGGAUUUCUUCUUUCCCUUGCAAUGCACAACUUUGCGCUCUCCAGUGUCUUCCAAGCCCUCUCCACCUCCACUGAAUCGCUCAAAGACUACUCUGACAUGGAUCGGCAUAUAGAGACCCUGGAACCUAUGCUUCAUCAUGAUACAAUUCGAUAUCCUGGUGCUCUGCGUGUACUAUUCUCGUCUAUUCCCGACCUCCCGACAGGACCCAACGAAUCUGGUUCUAUGCGGCGGUACUUUGUAUACAAGCUCUUUGAACGCUUGUGCUCGCGCUCUCAUCGAAAUCAUGCUGUGACUGGAAGUCUUGACCUUGUGGCUCCGCUGUUCAAUGCGUUCUGUCCAUCGACUUCAUCUGACGAGAAGGGUGGCAAUAUCACUGCUUUACCUAAACCCGAGCGUCAGGUUUUACUUCGUUUACUCAAAAAGUUACUCGAGCUAGGAUGUUCUUCUGACGAUGCGAGGGUCAUGUUCCAACGUGCUCUCGUACCAAAGCAAUCUGACACUGUUGGCGACGAUUCUGCCCCUCAUCAGGAAGAUGCCCUCAAUGGGGAUGUCCUCGAGGUCCUACGAGCGGGUGUGAAAGCGCGUUGGCCGCAGCACUUCUCCUUUCGUGGUCCUUCAGGCGUCAAGGUCUUGGUCCCAACUCUAGAUAAGACUUUGUCCAAGACUGGUUUCACAUUCAUGCUGUGGUUGUGGAUUGAACAGUAUCCGAUUCAAAUUCAAGAUAUAGCCACUCUAAGAUUCUCACGUCCUGGGUCUCCGAUCUCGACACCGGCAUUCACGCUUCGUAUACAACCUGAUGGGUUUCUAAUGCAGCUUUGUCCCGAUUCACCAGAGACAGCGGCAUUGAAAGCACGAGUCCAGAAAGGCAGAUGGACUCAUCUGACAGUUAUUGCCCAACCUCACGGAAGCCGAGCAGACAAAUACGGCGCUGUAUUGUUUGUGAAUGGGGAUAUGACAGACUCACUGAAUAUCACUUACCCGAAAAUCGAAGUGGCUAGCAAGGAUGCUUUCGUUUUGGUUGGGGAUACGAGUGAAGAGGCGACCAUGCCGUGGUGCUUUGCCUCAGCUUAUCUUUUAGCUACGCCGAUAGGAGAUUCAAUACCUCGAUUCAUUCGACAUCUCUCACCUCGCUACACUGCACAUUUCCGUGCAGGUCCAGAGUUGGUGAAAUUCAUGACGUACGAAUCCGCUACUUCUCUGAGCAUCCAUAUUGCCAAUGUCAACGACACGUUGACCGCUCUUGGUCCAUCUCCUGAUAAGUCCCACAAGAAGAAGGCUCUGGAAGAGUUGAUGACAGCUGUUAAGAACGGCUUGACACUGGGCGAAGACGAUGUCAUAGUUUGCCUCACGCCAGGAGGCCACAAUGAACCUCGUCCUGGAAUCGCAAACGUGGAGGACGUUGAGGACGCUAAUUUGAAAAAGGUGUCCGUGGAAGGAGAUGUUUUCGAAGUUGUGACUACCCCACUCGACCUAUCUAUGUGGAAGCUCGGUGGUGCUGCAGUCGCAUUGGGAUUGCUUCAGUAUGCAAAUACCGCGCAUGAACUUUCACGUACCUUGAGUAUUUUGACUGGCGGUCUGAAAAACAGUUGGCAAAAUUCAGACGAUAUGGAGCGAAUUCGUGGUUACGAGAUCCUCGCAGGCAUCCUGAGGUCAAAGCCUCAACUGAUCAACAUGACUGGUUUCGAAACUCUAUCUGAGUUUCUUGGUAUGAACUUCCGAUCACCUGAUCAGUCGACUAUCACCAAUCCAUCCGCCUACCGUUAUUUGGCACUCGAUUUCCUCCUGUGGUCACGUACCCGACCUGAGAUCCAACGAGUUCACCUGGCCCAUUUCAUAACCCUUCUCGCAACCUCUAGUUACCAGAAGUUCAAUGCCUCUCAACUUGUCGCUUCGAAGCACAAUAUGGGUUUACUUCGCAAGUUGUUGUUUGUCCUGCAGACCGUUUGGUACGAUAUGGAGAUGGUCAAAGACAUCGUCCAAAUAUUGCGGGAGCUCAUAUUGAAGAAGUGGAACAGAGACGAUACCGUGAAGCCUCUCAUAGCAUACCUUGCCGCAAAUCUGCACGAAAUCGACGGAACUACUGGUACUGCUUCUCCUGGGUCUAUGAUUUCGCACAUCAGUCCACAUGCGAUAUCUCAACGCAAAGCUUCUCAGGUUCUCGCUAUGCUUGUCCUAGUGUUAUACUCGUCGCCGUCUCAUUACACGAAGCUCACGACCUAUCUUCCACUUCCUCGUAUUUAUCUACUCCUCCUGGGUACUCAUCCAACACCGUUUGAUGCUUCAAGAGUCUUACGCUUGAUUCAACUGAGCUUAUCGAGCACCAGCAGCUUUGGGCGCAAGUUCGAACUUGUCAGUGGUUGGAGUGUCUUGAGGAUUGUACUUCCGGAUGCAUGGGAUGAAGAGGUCAGAAUAGCCUGCUUCGACUUGCUUUUCGGACGUCAAUGGGCAGAAGUUACGAAAGGCAAAGGAACAGAAGAUGAAUCGACGAUUGUCGCAUGUCCGAAUAUCGUACCUGCAAUAUUUUCGGCACUCCAGGUGAGGUUGGACAUCUUGGGCGUUGGUAGAAGUCGUAAUGCAGAGGUUGCUGUAGAGGCUGCUUCACAUGCUGAACGCCUUCUCGAUGAACUGAUGCAAGUUCAUUCAGCGAGUUCAACCUUCCGCCAAGUGUUUAAAUCGCAAUCGACAACGGCGUAUUUUCUAGAUGCCUACAAGUCCUUUGUAGCUGCGCUCCGCAAUUCGACUUCACUAUUGGACCAAGCAACCAUUAGAAUACUAGAGAAGAUGUCGCAUCUCGGUCUCAGCAUCGCAUUGGAUACCGUGGUGGCUGCUGAGCAAAAAUCAGAGGUUCUUGAUCUAUUGCAAUUAGCUGAAACCGUGCUCAGUCCUGACCCGGCUCAUGAUGCAACAAUCGACCCAACGGUUAUUGUACCCAAAAGACCACGAAGAUCCCGUUUUGCAUCUUCGCGAUUUAGUAUACACAUCGGCGAGAAGACUGUCCGUCGUACCAUGACCCGUAUCGAAGAAUGGCGUAAAACGGUCUUCACAACAGAGAGGAAAAGAUUGCGACAAACGGUUCUUGACUUGCGUGAAGAACAUCGUCAAGUCGCAGGUCACACUGAGUGGCGAAGCCUACUCACGGAUGAGCGAGGAAUAUGGCCCACUCAUGCAGGAGAGCCAAAAUGGCGGCUAGACGAAACAGAAGGGCCGUAUCGUAUCAGAAUGAGAUUGGAACGUGACCUUGAGACGAUUAUCAACUCGAAGAUUGACUUGAGUCAUUCUCAAGACCGAAUAUAUGGGCCAGACCUGGAUAACCAAUCUGUGGUGCACACCGAGGUACCGCCAUGGGCUGAAUCGUAUGAUAUAGCUGCCGACAGCGAAGAUCGUCAGUUAGAUGAUGAAGUGCGCGAAGAUAAACAUCGUAGAAUCAGACAUGAACUUGAAGCGGACGACGUCAUUGAAGCCGUCACUACCGUGGCACGCAUUUCUGGAGUUGAUUCAUAUCCGGGCUUGCUGAUCUUCGGUCGCACACACCUUUAUAUGUUUGACGGGGUGGUUCAGAAUCACGAGGGGGAAGUCAUCGACGCAAACGAGGCCCCAAAAGAAUUAUUCUUUGUUCCCGGCAGUACCCCGGAGCUGAAUGGACCACAAACCGCUCAGAGAUGGAAGUAUGAUCAAAUUCUGAACUAUAGCGACAGAACAUUCCUGUUCCGAGAUGUUGCGCUCGAGAUUUACUUCCGGGAUAGUCGAUCUUUGCUCGUGGUGUUUCCUAAGAAAGCUGAACGGCAAGCAACCAAUGAGCGACUUCAUAACGCUAUUUCUGGCCGACAUCCCUCAGACUCGCUUACACCUGGUUACCUCAAGUCGCCACUAGUGAACCGUUUGAGUGCGAGAGUAUCUGCAACGGCCAGAGCCAGUGCUAAGGCGCUCAUGGGUUUCAGACUCGACGAGCUGUCCACUGCACAACGGAGAUGGCAAGCACGCGAAAUCUCGAAUUACGCAUACAUAAGUAUCCUGAAUCAACUUUCUGGUCGUACGCCAAGUGAUGCAACACAAUAUCCGGUAUUUCCUUGGGUCAUUAGUGACUACACGUCAACGACUUUGAAUCUCAAAUCGAAUAGCACUUUUCGAGAUCUCACCAAGCCUAUGGGUGCUCUUUCCCCAGCAAGGCGAGAAGCGGCUGAGACCCGUUACAAGAACCUGCAGAGUGUGGACGAGGUACCCUUCCAUUACGGGACGCACUUCAGCUCGUCAAUGAUAGUCUGCCAUUUCCUCAUUCGGCUCGCCCCGUUCACCAACAUGUUCAAGACUUUGCAGGGUGGUGAUUGGGACCUUCCUGAUCGUCUUUUUGUUGACAUGCAAAGAGCAUAUGAGUCAGCCUCUCAGGAUCUCAGAGGGGAUGUCCGGGAGCUGAUCCCCGAAUUCUACACCUGUCCAGAGUUCCUUGAGAAUUCCGCGAAUCUUGAUUUUGGAAUACAACAGAAUAACGGAGAGCGGAUACACGAUGUGAAACUACCUCCGUGGGCGAAGAAUGAUCCGCUUUUAUUUAUCAUCCUCAACCGAGAGGCGCUUGAAGGCGACUAUGUCAGCCAUAACCUCCCUGCAUGGAUCGACUUGAUAUGGGGUUGCAAGCAACGCGAUCCGGAAGCAUUGAAUGUCUUCCAUCCGUUGAGCUAUGAGGGUGCUGUUGACAUUGAGUCCAUCACAGACCCACUUGAACGAGAAGCUACUGUUGGGAUCAUCCACAAUUUCGGCCAGACGCCACGCAAGUUGUUCAACUCGCCACAUCCGGAUCGAAUGAUGCAUGGUUGUUCCACCCUACCGAUCGGUACAAUUUACGGUAUCUCCGAGGAUUUCCAUUUAUUAUCCCAAGGAAGCAAAGUGAUUAGAGAUCUUGGUCAGGGGAACGCAAUACACGAGCUCGUUGUCGACAACAUAGGCGAGAGAGUCAUACCUUGUACUCAGGGGCGAUUAGUUGUACCCUCAGCCCCUCACGAAGCCGUAGAGUGGGACAUCGGUAGAACGUCACCUGGCGAUCUUCGUGUACUUUCUGAUCGAAAGAUUGUUCAAGUUGUCGAAUCCGCUUUCUGUUUGUGCGCCACUUUUGCCGAUCCAGAUACGCUUGUGACUGGCUCUUUGGACUAUACUGUCCGUCUAUGGCAGUUAUCUCGCGGAAGUGGAGUGUCCAACACCCCUCGCUACGGGGAGUGUCCGUUGAAAGUCAUCCCCACUCACCUUAUGCGCUCGCACAGGGCUCCAGUCACUAGCGUAGCGGCAUCUAGAACUUGGGCUUUGGUCGUUAGUGGCUCGGAAGAUGGAAGUCUCGCAUUCUGGGACCUCAAUCGAGGGAACUAUGUGCGAUCAAUAUGGCAUGGCCAAGGUCGGGAGUGGGCGAUUCACCUGGCUGCCAUAAACGAAAGUACAGGCAAUAUUGCUUCGUGUUCACGAGACCGUCUGUGGUUACACACUAUCAACGGUCGACCCAUCGCUUCUCUUGAUUUGACUGGUCUUUCUGCAUCACCGGCGUAUCCGCCCAUCGCAUCGUUAGCAUUCCAUGAACGUGAAUACUCCCGGCAACCAGUCAUUGCAACUGGGGGACCCGAUGGUGCCAUCACUUUACGGACAUGGAAUGCAAACAACACACCGGAAGGUGCAAAAGCUCGAUGGGAGUUUGCAACGCUGCGAACAUUGAAGGUGAAGACUGCUGAUGGUGAGAGAAUGCCUCGACGAUCAGUUCCCUGCGUGACGGCUCUGCGCUUUGUUGGGGAAUUGUUGUAUCAUGGCGAAGAUUCAGGGAAGGUGUUUUGCUGGGAGUUGCCAGACUGAGCAACGAUUUAUCGUGAGCAUGGAGGCUUAGGUUGCACUAGACACAUUUUUCACAUUGUAGAGUAAUUUAUACCGCACAUUCUAACUAUGUAUCAUUUGUGGCAUUCAAUGCUGUGAAGACUCAUCUAGCCUC